AUGGCUAGCUUAAGUCUGAUCGUGGCGCUUUUUUCUCUCUUAGAGUUCCAAGCCUGCGUCGUGGAAGACAUGAAGUUCCAACUCACGUCCUACUACCUAGCUCACGAAUGUGAAGGUGCGCCGAAUCGAGUCGACGCUGAAGUUGGCGGCUCUUCUUUGGACGAAUGCACUUCGACAUCGUUUCACGGCUGGGGAUCGACGAGCUACAACUCCAGUAGCGACUACAAAGAGCUACUCGACGAGGUCUAUGAGAGGGUUGCUUACGUGCUGGUCGAGGCGUUCGAAGAAGACUGCACGACACUUCGAGACGCAAUAGCGUUCCCACGAUCUGGCCGCUGUGAACAAAUUCUGUCGGGGGAGCAGCGGAACGGCACAGCAGUGUAUGUGCUCGCCCAGUUAACUACCCACCUCUCUUUUAACAUUCAGUACUUCACAGACAACGAGUGGUUGUCACCCUUGCAAAAGUCGGUGGCGCUGACCCGGUAUAUCCAAUCCGACGACUCAGACGUGGACUCAACGCAGCUCGAUUCCCUUGAAUGCGACGGCCACUACUACAGCUGGAGCUACUACGGCGCUAUUAGAGCUGACUCCCACAGUUAUUCAGGCUCAGAUGGCGUUGGAAGCGAAGACGAACUCAACUCGACGCUGGAAUUGCAGCGGGGGCAGUUCAUGGAGGGAGGUGACCUACGAACGCUGCUGGAUGGGUACGAGGCUACACACCAUCCUAUUGGUAUCGAUCGAGAAAAUGCCACUAUCGCUCUGCACGUCUGCCAUGCGCUGACGUACAUGCACACAUUGCCUGCUCCUGUCAUCCAUCGAGACCUCAAGUCACGCAACAUUCUCCUUAACGCUCAGUACGAAGCCAAACUCGCGGACUUUGGGAUCUCGCGAGAGCAUGUGGACGACAUGAUGACUGCCGGUGUCGGGACUUCGCUGUGGAUGGCGCCGGAGGUAAUGAUGGGCGAGCAGUACGACUGCAAGGCCGAUAUGUUCUCGUUCGGCGUUGUCUUAGCGGAGCUGGACGUGCACUCAAGACCGUACUCGCACGCUAAGAAGACGAAGCGCGACCCGGAUGGAAGACGCCUCCUAGACUCCAUCCUUCUGCAGCAGGUGGCGAUGGGGCUCCUCUCAGUCGAGUUCUCUCAGAGCACACCAACGUCAAUUGCUGACUUGGGACGCGCAUGCGUGGCGUUGGACCCGGAACAGCGCCCGACAGCGGCAGAAGCACUGUAUAAACUUCACAUCGCGCUAGAGGAAAGUCUGUAA
Messenger RNA from Phytophthora sojae, 1266 nucleotides. RefSeq lists its product as hypothetical. NCBI's taxonomy places the organism in Eukaryota, Oomycota, Peronosporomycetes, Peronosporales, Peronosporaceae. Bases 1 to 1266 code for a protein of 421 amino acids. The record is from RefSeq and is a predicted model, not a curated record. The transcript has 2 exons. Gene Ontology annotation, biological process: protein phosphorylation. Gene Ontology annotation, molecular function: protein kinase activity; ATP binding.